Molecule: messenger RNA, 3399 nt
Organism: Babesia microti strain RI
Lineage: Eukaryota; Apicomplexa; Aconoidasida; Piroplasmida; Babesiidae
Product: CAS/CSE protein C-terminus
Exons: 6
Coding region: 1-3399 (1132 amino acids)
Biological process (GO): protein import into nucleus; protein export from nucleus
Cellular component (GO): nuclear envelope; cytosol
Molecular function (GO): nuclear export signal receptor activity; small GTPase binding
Source: RefSeq, a predicted model, not a curated record
AUGGAGGCCGUGAGCGGUAACCUAAUAUCGUUAUUCUCCCAAUCACUAUCCAGUAAUGUUGCCUCAAUCAAACAUGCAGAAGAAAGUUUGGCUAAAUUAUUGGAUCCAGAAUCUCCCGACGCCAUCACCAACAUCGUUUCGUUGCUACGAAUCAUAGUGGCCCCCUCAUUACCAGAAUAUCAAAGCUUCCUAAAGGGGACAAAUGUUGAAGUGCAGAUGGCAGCGGCGAUUUGUCUGAAAAAUUUGACAAAGGCAAGAGCUGAUGCCCCGGAGUCUUACGGUGGUUUCAAGCCUCAGCUUCGCACCUUCAUUAAAUGUUUCCUUCUUUUGUAUACCCUAAAGGGUAAAUCACUAGGAAUCAAUUUAAUGAUUUACAGACAGCUAAAAGAGGCUUUGGUUUAUAUGUCUGAAUUUGACUUUCCCUUAACAUUUGACUACUCACUACCUGUGUUGUUCUACUUGUUCAUUAGUGACAUCAAUGACAACUGCAUUCAAGUGUUUGAGAAUAGAUUGGCCACGGAAGUUCAGCAAAAUUCCACAUUAUCUAAUCAGCAAACUAGCAAAAUUGGAUAUGCUAAGUGUACAAUUCAAACAAUUGCUUUGUUCGUCCAAAUUAAAGAAUUGCUCAACACGUUUUCCACUCAAUUGUCAAUGAACCAAAACAUUGAGGCUUCGUAUUUGAAUUGUUUUAGUGGAUUAACUGAGAAGUUGGAGGAAAUUGGCAAGGUUCAGGCGUUGGAUUUAUUGCUAACUUUGGAAUUGGAACGAUUUUUACAGGCUAAUUCCAUUAUAUUCCCCACACAAAACAUUAAUGCAUACAAUUUGUCUGGAAAUGGCUUGAAUUGUGUGUCAAAACCUGGGGAUUCACUGUUCUAUUUGGACGAUAGAAAUCUGUUUAUGAACGAAUCAAUAUUUGCUCCCUGCAAUUUCGAUAAGGGAUAUGAGAAUAAUUAUGUAUCUUUAGACCCGUCACUGAUUCAUAUGGGCAUUGACAAUGUAAAUGUCAAAUACCUAGAAGAAAAGGUGGAAGCACUAGGUAUCAUAAAGCAGUUUAUUUCAAAGUACAAAAAGGCAAUUAGAAAUGAUGAUAUUCUGUUUGAGCUGAAAAUUAUACUUUCCCUAUCAGACAGACACUUGCUUACUUUGUUCCAAUAUUUCUUAUCCAAAUUGGGCGUUUUCAUUCAACUCUACGGCAAGAACCCCAAUUUAAUAAGGCCAAUCGAACUAAUACUUGAGGGAAUUAUUAACAUAAUUAAAAUAUUUAUCCACAUACAUACAAUCGACCUACCCGAAUCAUUUGAAGACAACAUAAACACAUACUUUGGCGGUUUCAUUCAGAUACUUCAAAUCGAAUUUCCUCCAGCAGCUGCGCCUCUCACUAGGUGCAAAACUUCCAUAUGUAAAAUAUUCAAGUUUUACGCGGAAAGAUAUCAAGAAGUCUUCUAUGGGCACAUUUUUGAUUGCAUAAUUAGAGUUGUUGCCCUCCUUGGUUCGCUUACUGGGAUACAAAUUGUGCAUGAUAAUAAGGAUUUAUCAUCAAGCUUGGCCACUGCUGCUCUGGGAUUCCUAGCUUCAACCUCUGGUUCCAUAUGGAGAUCUUCUUACAAUCAAACAGGGACCAAUCCUUACUUGAAUAAUGAGUUCAUCCGUGAAUUGUUGCUUAAGGCCAUACUGCCUAAUAUUGGAUACCAAGAAAAUGACCUAUCGUUAUUAGACGAAUUUCCGCUUGAGUUGGUACAGAGAGAGCUUGAAAAUCAUAUCAGCAGCAAUCGGCGAAUGGCCUCAAUAUCAUGUCUAAGGAAACUUGUUUCCAGUUAUGAAAAUUGUAAGCCAAUCCUUACGGGCCUUGUAAGUGAGAUCAACUCACAAUCGUCCCAGGAUCAAAACCAAAUGAUAAGGAUGAAGGAACUUUGUAUCCAGUUGAUUAUUUGCGCCAAUACGGAUAUUGACGUCUACAGUUACUACUGCAAAAAUUUGAAGAAUGAUCUCUUUAACAAGACAGACGUAACCAUACUAAUUUUGGCUACAUUAAAGUUCAUUAUGACAUCUUGCAAAUCUUUUCCUGAACAGGAACUGAUAUCACUAAUAUCAGUGUUGGGAUAUUACAUAAGGCACAGACAUGAGGCCGUGCAGUGCUUUGCCAUCGAAACUCUCAAUCGCAUAUUGGUAAUACCGCACAUGAAGAAACACAGACAUGAUCUAAAAGGCGCGUUGUUGCAGAAUUUGGAAUUUAUUGCUAAUUGCAUCCGGAAUGAUACUAUAACUCCGUCUAACGAAUUUUUUUCUAAAGGAAUUCUUCGCACAUUCCACUAUCUCAGGGAUGAGGUGAAGGGAGCCGGAAUCGUCAUGUUUGAAUUGGUGAUCGAGUUCAUUAAAAAUGUCAUUGACAGUCCUAUAAACCCACUUUACAAUCAUUACUUAUUUGAAUGUUUAUCCAUAUUGCUUAAAAUUCACUUACCAGGAACUGGGAACGCUGCUCCAUUGGACACUAUUGAACAGACAAUCAUACCCACAUUGUCUGUGAUAAUCCAAAGGAGCGUACAUGACUUCGUCCCUUAUAGUAUGCAAAUAUUGUCAAUGAUAUUAAAAUACACAACAGGUCCUGGAGAAAUAUAUAUUCAACUAUUCAAUCAUUUAUUGGCUAUUGAUUCGUGGAAAGUAUCCCAGUCUAAUGUACAGGGGAUUGUAAGAUUACUUGGUUGCUAUUUUCAAAGGCAUGAAUGCUUCCAGAGUAUAAUCAUAAGUAACAUGCAAGUUAUUUUUGAGAGGUUUCAUUUUUGUCUAACCCACAAGAGGCUCGGCGCCAUUGCUUUUGAAUUUCUAAACCACAUAUUCAAACACUUACCAUUGAACUACUAUAACAAUUUCAUGCAAACCUUAAUUACAAUUUUGAUGACAUUCUUACACUCCCACAAGACAGGUGAAUUGGCCAUGUUAUGCGUUGUGUCAAUUGGGCUGGUAUCGUUGGUCACAGAUGUAAUGGCUAUUAUGGACACUAUCCAGGCCGGCCUAUCUUGCAACUUUAUCGAAUUUAUUUUUAUCCCCAAUGCAAAAAAUGUAAAGCACUACGAACAAAAGUGUCUUAUCGCCCUGGCUUCGGCUAAAUUUGCCUCCAACCCUGCAUUAGUUACUAAGCAACAAUUGUUGCUCGAAUUUUUAUCCGAGGUUAUUUCUGGGACAGUUUUCGAGACGCAGAAGAAAACUGAUGAUUCAGAUAAUGAAUCAGAUAUAGAUUUGGAGUACAGCGUUUCAUAUGUCCAACUAUCAUUGACAAAGAUGGAUAAAUCACUCAUCGAUUUGAAUACGGUGGCGCAAAAUCUUUCCCAGUACUUGAGACCAUUGGAAGGAGCUGUUAAGCAAUUGAGGAACUCGGGUCCCUUACUCUCACUCAUGAAAUAA